Molecule: messenger RNA, 1333 nt
Organism: Lipotes vexillifer (Yangtze River dolphin)
Lineage: Eukaryota; Metazoa; Chordata; Mammalia; Artiodactyla; Lipotidae
Gene: WDR53
Product: WD repeat domain 53
Exons: 3
Coding region: 73-1149 (358 amino acids)
Molecular function (GO): protein binding
Source: RefSeq, a predicted model, not a curated record
GGGCGCCCACGGGUGAGGUCAUCACCAGGCGCCUAAGAGGAAAGCUGGAAGCGCAGAGUCAUCUGAGCCAUUAUGGCAGUCAAGUGGACUGGUGGACAUUUUUCUCCUGUUCUCUGCCUGAAUGCAAGUCAAGAAGGGCUAGUGGCUUCUGGAGCAGAAGGUGGAGAUCUCAUGGUUUGGGGUGAAGAUGGGACUCCAUUAGGACACACACGCUUCCAAGGGGCAGACGAUGUUACCAGUGUCUUAUUUGCUCCCUCCUGCCCCACCAAGCUCUAUGCCUCACAUGGAGAAACCAUUAGCAUACUGGAUGUCAGGUCUCUCAAAGGAUCCUUGGACGAUUUUCAUGCGAAUGAAGAAGAAAUCAACUGUGUUUCACUGAAUGAAACUGAAAACCUUCUGGCUUCUGCUGAUGACUCCGGAACAAUCAAAAUCCUAGACUUGGAAAAUAAGAAAGUUAGCAGAUCACUGAAGAGACAUUCCAAUAUCUGUUCUUCCGUAGCUUUUCGGCCUCAAAGACCUCAGAGCCUGGUGUCAUGUGGACUGGAUAUGCAGGUGAUGCUGUGGAACCUUCAGAAAGCCCGGCCACUCUGGAUUACAAAUUUGCAGGAGGAUGAAACAGAAGAAAUGGAAGACCCACAAUCACCUGGUCAGCUUUUAAACCCUGCCCUAGCCCACUCUGUGUCUGUGGCAUCAUGUGGCAAUAUUUUUAGUUGUGGUGCAGAAGAUGGUAAGAUUCGAAUCUUUAGGGUGAUGGGAGUCAAGUGUGAACAGGAACUGGGAUUUAAGGGCCACACCUUAGGGGUAUCCCAUGUCUGCUUUCUGCCAGAAUCUUAUUUGCUGCUUACUGGAGGGAAUGAUGGAAAGAUAAUGUUGUGGGAUAUAGGCAGUGAAGUUGAGAAAAAACAGAAGAGUCCUAUAAAACAUACCCAUAAGAAGAAAACCAAAAGGGCAGCUUAUACCAAGCAGAGUGGAAACACUCAUGCUUCAGUAGCAGGUGAAGACGAACGUGGCAAAAUUUUACCAAAGUUAAGUAUUGAACAUGGAGAAAAAGUGAACUGGCUCUUGAGUACAAAAAUAAAGGGAUACCAGAAUAUAUUGGUAGCUGAUCAAACUAAUUGUAUAUCUGUAUAUCCUUUAAAAGAAUUUUAAAUCCAAUAAAACACUUGAAAAACUGCAGAACUUUUUAUGGGUUAAAAAAAAUCCUGCUUCUUUGUUUGAACCAUUUGUCAUAUGUGGAAAUAAUACCAUUCCAUCAUAUAAAUUUUAAAACAUUUGAGCAAAAGAUAAUUGGGUAACAUUUCUUAUAGUAAAUGACAUAUUAAAAUUUGGAGAA